Messenger RNA from Leptomonas pyrrhocoris, 2692 nucleotides. RefSeq lists its product as hypothetical. The transcript has a single exon. NCBI's taxonomy places the organism in Eukaryota, Euglenozoa, Kinetoplastea, Trypanosomatida, Trypanosomatidae. The record is from RefSeq and is a predicted model, not a curated record. The coding region runs from base 191 to 2692 and encodes 833 amino acids.
AGUAGUCACCGCGCACGGUGAUCCUCUGUGUUGGCUCGUGAACCGUCGGCAGCGUGGCAGAACACACACACCCACACACAAACAUUGUCACUUAUACAUAUAACUGCGGUGUUUCGCAGUGCUUAGGCACUCAUCAUCCGCAGCUUUCAUUUCUUUUGUUUUCAAGACAUUUUUCCCUUUCUGUUUGGAUAUGGAGCCGGCUUCCAGUGGCAAAGUCACGGGCGUCUACGGUGGCGAUCGCGUGCCUGGGGCGUACCUCAAAACACGCACCGGUGUCGUGCGCGGGGAGGAGUUGUUUAGUCGGCCUGAUCUGGAGCGUCCGUGGCGAUCUGCUGACAAGCAGCGGACGGCGGCGGCCAUCGCGUUGAAGGAGAAGGAGAUCGAGGAGCUGGUGCGGCUGUGCUCAAACCUGCGAACGGAGCUGGGCAACGCAAAGAGCGACAUGCGCUACGUGGAGUACGCCGUAACAGAGAAGUCGAGGCAGCAGCUGGAGGAGAAGAAAGUUGAGAUGAAUACGUUACGCGACCGCGUGGAUGAGUUAGAGAAGCAGCAGCGAGAGUCCGCAGAGGCCGCGGAGAGCCAAAUUCGCCUGCUUCGCUCGCAGGGGGAGAACGCAGCCCUCGGCUUGAAGAGUGAGGCCCGAAUCGCAACGGAGCGCUGCGCCGAACUGGCCAAGAUGUACCAGAAGCAGAUCGAAGACGUCAAGGCGGCCGGCGUGCGUGAGGUGGAGUACGUGGAGUCGCGCUUCAAAGCCCGCGUCGAGGAGCUCACCUCGGAGUUGAAGGCGGUGCGCGAAACCCACGGCGCCACCGUGGACCGCUAUCGCGAGCAAGAGGCGCAGUCGCAGAGCACGGUGUUCAAGGUGGAGGCGGACUACAAAGAGCGUCUGCGGUCGUCGGAGCAGCGCGUGGAGGACCAGCGCAAGGAAUACGAGGCACAGCUGGCGAAGGAGCGGAAGGACAAAGAAUCCGCCCUGGCAGAGGCACGAAAAGGCGUGGAGAAACUGGCGAAGGUCCUGGCAGACAAGGACGACUUAGUGGAGAAGCAGAAGUUGUGGAACGGCUUUCUUCUCUCCCACCUGGACGCGUUCUACCACAACUUCGUCGCUGCCUCGCCCGACAUCGCGGUGGAGCCGGUCAGCGCGCAGCUGCAGCAGCUGCCCGACCUGUACGUGCCGCGCUGUAUCCUCGAAGAUCCCGAGGCGAAGGUGGCGGUGGAGCGCGUCGCCUACCGCGUCAUGCAACUGAAACAGAUGAAGGACUUUCCAGUCGUGAGCGGCACGCCGCCGUCGCCGCAGCAGCGCCUGCCCACGGUGGACUUGCUCGACCACGUGACGGAGCGUCAGACGCGCCUGCUGCGCGCCCUGCACGAGCUCGAGGACAGGCAGAGCGAGAUGGACACCACCGUCGCCAGUGUUGUGUCACGGCUGUGCUUCUUUAGUGAUAACUUGGAGAGCUGCCUGCGUGACAGCCCGCCGGCGGUGCCGCCCCCUCUGCGCGAUGUCGUCUUUGUGUGUCUCUGCGUGCCCGCCGGCCGUGUGAUGUGGGCCGCCAACACGGAGAUGAUGCGGUCGUCGAUGCAGCUGCUGUACAGCGCACUUCGAUUGAAGAUGGGCGAGUACGGGUGCUACGAGUGCUACAGCGAUGAUGUGUCGAUGCUUCUCGCCUUCGCAAACGCCACGGCGGCCUGCCGCUUUUGCACCGAAAGCCAGGAGUGGCUGCUGCGGCUACCGUGGCCGGCGGAGCUGCUGCAGAUGCCCGAAGGGCAGGAGGAGCGCACGUCCGGCGGCCGCGUGGUGUACCGUGGCCUGCGGGUCUCGAUGGCCCUGCACGCUGGCGAGGCGUACGUGGAGCCGUCGGGCAUCGUCUUUCACCGCACCUACCGCCAUCACUACUACGGCACGGCGGUGUCGCAGCUCGUGCACAUCUGCGCGCUUGCCCAAGGCGGCCAAAUCAUCGCCUCGGCAGCUGCGUGGAAUUUGUGUGUGCGACGCAAGAACGAGCUGGGCGCGCUGGCGGCGAAGAGCCUCGGCAGCUCCCCUAUCGCCUUCUUCAACAGCCAGUCCGGCAUUCAGGAGCGACAAAACAUUGAGCUGGUGCAGAUCCUGCCCAUGGAGCUCGAGGGGCGGAGCUUCAAGUCGCCGGACAGGGCCGCUGUACCGACAGUGUCCGCCCUCACCGGGGUGAAGGAGUCGGUGCUGGCGGCGGAGGUGGCAGCCGUGGAAUCGCAGCGCGAGCGCAUGCGGGACGCGGUGGCGCUGCUGCAGGAAGAAGGUAAAAGCAUUCAAAACGAGAUGGGUGGACUGGUGGAGCGGGCGCGGGCGGCGCAGCCGUACUUCCACGUUCUCCCUCCCUCUGAGAUGGUGUCGCAGAUGAACGACCUGUACAGCGUGAUGGAGAAGGUCGCCAUUCGUGCUGAAGAGCUCUACGGUGAUCUGCAGGACGUUGCACACGCGCAGGAGGAGCUGGAGGCGCAGACGCGAGGGAUUAAAGAGUAUUUUCUGCAGCAGGAGGUACUUCUGGGCCGCGAGGACGACCUCCGCACGGAGACAGAGGCGGUGCGGCAGCACUUUGAGCAGCAGCUGCAGAAGCACCGUGAGAAACACCGUGCGGAGGUAGAUCGUCUGCAGCAGUCCGUCCAGGAAAAGGAGCAAGCCAUGCGGAAAGCGUUUCAGCAGUUCGGCACAAAAUAA